UCACGCGCUCAACCAUGCAUCAGGUGACGUCAGUAAAUCCCGGUGGGUUCAGGGUUCGAGGCCUUUUGGGGGUGAAUUUGGGAUGGAGCCAUAGAUUUAUGGUGUACUGGCCCUUUAAAUGGGCUUCUGCAUCCGGGUCAUCUCUGUCAUUCCCUCUGACAGUCUGACAGACUGGUGCCGAUGACAACACACCCCUGACGGGCUUGUUUACGGAGGGUUAACGGGUACCAAACACGCAUCACUGUCUACGUUAAAGUAAAACGCCUCUGUAAUAGAGCAGGUUAGUUAGCGGCGUCGCACGUUAGCACACGGAGUGAGAGGUGAAGUGUGGGGCAGGAGGAGGCCAAAGAGAAACAUGGAGGGCGGUCUGUGAAUACUUGUUUACACACAGCGCUAGUUAGCUAUCAGCUAACGUUAAUGUCAGGCAUGGAGAGGUACAAGACAGCCCGAUGCUCUUAGUGUAGCGCAAAGAGAAUCGUUAAAACCCAGGCCAGCGUCACCUAUCGUCCCUAUUAUAACAUCCUCUAACGGUGCGCUGCCGCUGGCCCUCGGUUCACGAUGGCCCAGAACCAAGUGAUCCUGCAGUUCCGCUUCUCCACUUUCGGGGACUCCAUGCUGCAGAAGAUGAACCUCUUGCGACACCAGAAACGCUUCUGUGAUGUCAGUGUGCGCAUCAACCAGCUGGAGGUCUCCGGCCACAAGGUAGUGUUUGCAGCCGGCUCCUCCUUCUUGAGGGACCAGUUCAUCCUUCAGCAGGACUCCAGGGAGGUCCAGAUCUCCAUGAUCCAGGAGGCGGAGGUGGGCCGGCAGCUGCUGCUCUCCUGCUACACGGGUCAGCUGGAGUUUCCUGAGCUGGAGCUCGUGAAUUACCUGACAGUGGCCAGCUUCCUCCAAAUGGGCCACAUUGUGGAGCAGUGCACUCAAGCCCUGAGCAAGUUCAUCAAGCCUCCGUCCGCGCGCAAGCUGGACGACGUGGAUGUGGGCAUGAAGAGCGCGAAGAGGGAGGAGGGUUUAACCUCCCAGGUUCAGAGAGAGAAAGAGCGCUCAGAGGUUCGGACUGCUCUUCGUCAUGAUGAUGAUGAGGAGGAGGUGAUGCAAGUUGGGAACGUCAACAAUAACGACGACCACGGCAGCAGCGACGUGGACGGCGGCUCCGAUGUGGACGACGGCGGCAGCGACGAUGUGAUCAUACAGCCUGCGUCCCCCGUUCAGGCCUCGGGCAAGCGCACGAAGCGGGGUGCGGUGGAGAGCGACAUCACCAUAGUAAAGGUGGAGUCUGUGUCUGACGUGGCGGAAAACUCCGUCACCGGCAACCUGCUCACCAGCCCCGCUCCCCCAACCCUCCACUCCCCCGAGCCCCAGCACUCUCUCAUCAACUCCACCGUGGACAGCCGCGGCAGCGAGAUGGCGGCCCCGCCCGGCGCGGCCGGGUACCCGCUCAGCCCCCCUCCCGCCGAGAAACACGGCGCGCACCAGAGGAACUACGACAAGCCGCUCCAGUGGUACCACCAGUGCCCCAAGUGCGCCCGGGUCUUCCGCCAGAUGGAGAACUACGCCAACCACCUCAAGAUGCACAAGCUGUUCAUGUGCCUGCUCUGCGGCAAGACGUUCACGCAGAAGGGCAACCUGCACCGGCAUAUGCGCGUCCACGCCGGCAUCAAGCCCUUCCAGUGUAAGAUCUGCGGCAAGACCUUCACCCAAAAGUGUUCUCUGCUGGAUCACCUGAACCUGCACAGCGGGGACAAGCCGCACCGCUGCAACUACUGUGACAUGGUUUUCGCUCACAAGCCGGUUCUCCGCAAGCACCUCAAACAGAUCCACGGGAAGAACAGUUUCGACAACGCAAACGAAGGCAACCUGCACGAGGGCGGGCUCGACUUUGAUUUUGGACAAAUGAAAUCUGUGGACCUUUUUUAGCAGCCGCGGUUGAUUGGCAAAAGCAUCGGCCAUGCUUUGUUAUCAGUUGAAGAAGGAGACACAGUGUGUACUCUACGAGUGUCGGAUGAGCGAACACGAUGGCUGGUUUCCAAUAAUGUCGGCCUCAUCCCGAUGGGUUUAACUGGAGAAUGUAAACAUGAAGGAAGGAACUGUCCCUUACAUUUCAUUUCUAGAUUUUCUUUUCGUAGAUGCCUUUAUAUCGUACUUGAAAAUUCAACACUGAAACACAAAACAUAAUGACUGUAUUUCAUUAGUUUUAUUGAUGAAUUAACAUGUCUGUGUCCAUGUUUAACACUGUAACAUAUUUAUAUGUGUAUAUAUACAGUCUAGUGUAGCCUAUCAUUCUUGCCUGUGAGAAUAUGACACCAUGGACUUCAUAACUUAUUUGCUUGAUUGAAGGUGGGAUUGAAAAAAUAUUUAAUUGAAGGCGAGCUACAUAUAAUGGGAUAAAUAUGAUGCCAAAGUAUCUAUAUGACCUGAAAUUGUUCUUUUAUACACACUUUAUAUCCAAGGUACUUUUGGACCAAUGUGACAAUGUAUCUUAUCCUGUGUUCAUGGCAGUCAAUACAUAAAAAAAACGAUUCUUAAUCGGUGUUGGUUUCAACACUCUUCUUGUCCCCAGUCAUGCGAAUGUUUAGUCAAAGUUUUUGGUUAUGUGCGGCAUCCAAAA
Pungitius pungitius (ninespine stickleback) is the source of this 2608-nucleotide messenger RNA. It is a transcript of the gene zbtb26, whose product is annotated as zinc finger and BTB domain containing 26. Bases 559 to 1917 code for a protein of 452 amino acids. Gene Ontology annotation, biological process: regulation of transcription by RNA polymerase II. NCBI's taxonomy places the organism in Eukaryota, Metazoa, Chordata, Actinopteri, Perciformes, Gasterosteidae. The transcript has 2 exons. The record is from RefSeq and is a predicted model, not a curated record. Gene Ontology annotation, molecular function: protein binding; RNA polymerase II cis-regulatory region sequence-specific DNA binding; DNA-binding transcription factor activity, RNA polymerase II-specific.